GGAAGAUACGAGCGGACCACUCUCAUCGCUUCUUGUGCGCGAAACGCGGUAUGUGAGUCUUUUUCCUUACUUCCUCCCCAACCUCCCCCAUUUAUUCAUUUACUUGGGGUACUGCGAUCAUCUCUGCAUCGUUCUAGAAAAAUUGCGAAAAAAGUGGAGGGAGGGACGACGGGGGAAGGCAAAGUGUAAGAGCGGCACAGCAGGUUAGUUACGGCCGGCCAGGUAGGAGUGUUAAGGUUCUUUUCCUUGGGACGAUACACCUAUAUACCUACCUACCUAUGCGCGUACGUCGUCGUCGUCGUCGGCCAAGUCAGGAGAUAGGGUACUGUACUGCAGCAGUAGGCGUUUGCGUUUGCGGAUCGGAGGGGGGGGAAAUAAUAAGCAUCUUAAUUUCCCGACCUCUGAAUGAGUGGUUGGGAGGGAGGGAGAGCGAAGGAGGGUUGCGUUGCAGUGCAGUGCAGUGCAGUAGGGUGGCUUGGGCGUGCCGUGUGAGGGAUUGGAUGGCUCGUGGAUGCCGGAUGCCGGACGAAAGACGGACGGGGUUUCUUUCGGCUUGCUGGAUGGAGGAGGGUCGGGGCGAAGCCGCUUUGAGGGGGGAUGGGAGGUGCGGAUUGGGUGGUUCGGGUGCGAAUGCGAGACCAAGAUGGAGAGAGGUUGUUAAACGAGGGUGGAAAAGGGGGGUUGGUUUGUUUGAGAGAGGAGUUGAGGAUUGGGAUUUGGUCGGGUUCGGGUUUGGCGCUUGUUUGGAUAAAGGUGUGGCUUUGUGUUUGUAAGAAUUGAAUUGAUGACUUGCUGACUUGCAAUGUUUCCUGUAUUCGAACUG
Molecule: messenger RNA, 823 nt
Organism: Mollisia scopiformis
Lineage: Eukaryota; Fungi; Ascomycota; Leotiomycetes; Helotiales; Mollisiaceae
Exons: 1
Coding region: 279-773 (164 amino acids)
Source: RefSeq, a predicted model, not a curated record